GGCGGGCGGGCCUGCCCUUCGGCGGCGGGCUCUGGCGGGCGGGCCGCCCGGCACCGCUCGGCUCUCCCCCGAGGCCGGCUGCCGGCUUGCACGUGGCCGUGUUUGCGUACGUGCGGCGGCCACCGGCCAGGGGAAAGUCCCAGUAGCUAAGGAUUAGGCUGCUGGAGCUCGGCCAAAGCCGGGGUGCGGCGGCUGGGGGCCGGCCCGCUAGCUCUGGCUGUCUUGAAAUCUUCGUGCGCUGGCGCGAGCUUGUGCACUCUUACCUGCCACUCUGCAGCUGUGCGUCCCACUUGUCUACACUUCCCAGAGCCCCCUGGAUCCUGCGACAGGCGAAAUGCUGUUGCUUGAUUGCAACCCGGAGGUGGACAGCCUGAGGCAUCUGCUGCAGACCGGGGCUUCGGUUAACGCACCACCGGAUUCUUGUGAGCAGUCACCUGUCCACUUGGCCGCAGGGGGCGGCCUGGCUUGUUUGCUUCUCUGGCAGCUGCAAACAGGCGCUGACCUCAACCAGCAGGAUGUUUUGGGGGAAGCUCCGCUGCACAAGGCUGCCAGAGUUGGAAGCUUGGAAUGCCUCAGCCUGCUUGUAGCCAAAGAUGCCCAACUUGACUUAUGUAAUAAAAAUGGACAAACAGCUGAAGAUCUGGCUUGGUCAUGUGGAUUUCUGGAAUGUGCCAAAUUUCUUACAACAGUUAAAUCUAUGCAGACGAUAAAAUCAAGUGGACAGUCCAACAGCGAUCACUGUGUUCCAGUGCUCAGACAGAAGCGAAGUUUUGGAAGUGCAGAAUCUACAAAUGGGAAAAGGAAGUGUUGAUGUGCUCAUGAAGAAGUCGGAGGAUGGUCCUCAUUUCGUGCAGACCUACAAAAGCUGUGGCUUUUGGUUUACCAAGUAUGUUUGAGCUCCAUCUCAGGAGGACAGCUUUCUUCCAAGUGAAGACAACGUUUAUGCGUACAUGUAUUCACAUGUCUGCCAUACAUUGUUGUGCACGCUUUGUCUUUUAAGUUAUUAAAGGGAUAUUUAAAGAAAU
This is a messenger RNA of Ochotona princeps (American pika), 1025 nucleotides long. It is a transcript of the gene ANKRD37, whose product is annotated as ankyrin repeat domain 37. Lineage: Eukaryota; Metazoa; Chordata; Mammalia; Lagomorpha; Ochotonidae. The record is from RefSeq and is a predicted model, not a curated record. Gene Ontology annotation, molecular function: protein binding. The coding region runs from base 335 to 811 and encodes 158 amino acids. The transcript is spliced from 5 exons.